Messenger RNA from Lobosporangium transversale, 4454 nucleotides. RefSeq lists its product as hypothetical. Bases 132 to 4448 code for a protein of 1438 amino acids. The transcript is spliced from 4 exons. The record is from RefSeq and is a predicted model, not a curated record. NCBI's taxonomy places the organism in Eukaryota, Fungi, Mortierellomycota, Mortierellomycetes, Mortierellales, Mortierellaceae. Gene Ontology annotation, molecular function: beta-glucosidase activity.
CUCUUCCUUUAUAUUCCUACAUUUUCUUCUUGCAUUGUAUAAUAUUUCAUUCUUCUCUCCCUCCUGUUCAUUCUUAUUUCUCAACGCCUCUCCGUUUCCGCCUCCUAUUUAGUAUAAAGUAAAGAUCUAUCAUGUUAUCCUCAUCAUCAUCGUCACAGAUACCCGACUUGACUUCAAAAUCGCAAUUUGGCAAUGCAUGGGGAUCCGAAAGACUGGUCUCGAAGGAAGGGUGGAUCCUGGAUGCACAGAACAGAGUUGUGAUCUUACAUGGCAUCAAUGUCUCUGGAGGGACCAAAAUGCCAUUCUACACAGCCUCCGCCGCGGUCCAUGCACCUUCUCAAUAUGUUGGAUAUUUUGCAUCAUCGUUACCAGAACCUGAAUUCUUUGGAGCUGAGCCUAGGCCACCUUUUUCUACCACAUCAUCUUCGUCAUCAUCGUCAUCGCCACCCUCUACAAAGAAACCAAUAUCAGUAAAAGAAGCAAAAGCAGCUGUAGCCAAGGCAGCAAGUGAAGCAGAGACGAACGGGACUAAGGAUAAAGGCGCAAUCCCUGGUGUAGUAUAUUCUCAUAUAGACGACCACUUUUAUAAUCACCGUGAGGUCUCGUUUGUGAACCGACCAUUUACACUACAGGAUGCAGAAUUACAUUUUGAACGAUUGGCUCGAUGGGGGUGUCAAUGUCUUCGUUUACUAAUACCCUGGGAGGCAUUGGAGCAUGCUGGGCCUGGUAUCUAUGAUGAAGAUUAUAUCAUAUAUGUAAUCAAGCUAUUGAAAGUCGCUUCGAAAUACGGACUGAAAUGCUUUCUGGAUCCACACGUUGAUUGUUGGAGUCGAUUCACUGGGGGUUCAGGAAUGCCAGGGUGGACACUUGAAUUGGCAGGACUUGACAUCACAAAGUUUGAUGCGACAGGGGCUGCCAUUAAGCAGAACACGCAUCAUGACAAAGAAAACUAUCCAAAGAUGAUUUGGGCUACCAACGGUAUCAAAUUGGCAGCAGCUACCAUGUAUACACUCUUCUUUGCAGGCCAAAUCUUUGCACCUAAAACCAUGGUUCCACUUUCGACCACUGUCUUGUCUCAUCUUCGCACUGUCCACUCAAGCGUUGUGGCAGAUGAAGCCUACCGUCGUGGCCUCCCCAAUGGCGCCAGGGCCCCCUCUCCUGUCCAAAACUUAACUCCUAUCCCCAAGGUCGACCAGGAUUUUGUGGAGCGCGGACAAGUCAACAUUCAACAUUACUUGCAGGCCCAUUUCAUAGAAGCAUUUGCGCAUCUUACACAGCGGAUCCGUGAAGACGAUUCUAAAACAAUUCGUGCGAGGAGUGGACCCGGGCUAAUUGAAGCAGGCACCGUCAUGGGAUACGAUACCAUGAAUGAGCCUGCCCCUGGAUACCUGAACCAUCCGGAUUUGACUAAAUUGCUAGAGCUGGCCGAUCUACAAGUUGGAACGUGUCCUACACCAUUUCAAGGGAUGGAGCUGGCUCAGGGUAGGACCGUCAAAUGUGAGGUCUGGGAGACUGGUGCAUUGGGUCCUAGGAAAAAGCGGACAAUCAAAGUCAAUCAGGAAAAAGUUAAUCUUUGGAAGCGACCGUACUGGAGGUCGCGACAACAAACGAAUAAUCAACAGCAGGGCAGUAACACUAUUAUUGAUGGAGAACCCAUAAUCCCGCCAGCAAGACCAUUGCCUGCAUAUUACUCCGAAACCUCGACCUUUGAUGAUGUCUCACAGCUUGGAAUCACUGAACCUCAGGCUGAUGAUGACAACAAUAGCAGAAUCAAGAGGAUGCCCUUGGCUUCACCAAUGACUCUGACAGCCUCCCCAGCCAACUAUAGCACCAAGGACGCACUGGCUACUCCUCCUUCCAAGUUGGCAGAGUCCCAUAUCUCCAAAACGUUAUGGCCAGAGCCCGCGGGGUAUAGUGACUAUUGCCUUUGGGCAGAACAUAAGGUUUGGGACCCUCGAACGGGGAAAUUACUCAAGCCCAACUACUUCCAGCGGAUACCAACCCAAGGUUAUAUACCAUCACCAUUCCAGCCAGGGAAGGAAGUAGAGUGGAAACAUGAUUUCUGGUUACCAUUUGUCAACACAUUUUCUUUGCGACUUCGGCAACAGGAUAGUCGGCUUAUUAUCUUUGUGGAGCCACCUAUUAAUGAGGCGCCUCCUAUGUUCCGGCUAAAGAAGGUCCUUGUCGAAGGUGCGGAGGACGGACUGAAGAAUAUGUUAAGGUCCGUAAUAAGCUGGAAAUCACGAAAAACAUUCCCCAACCAACAUACAACUGCGAUCCUUAGGCAGUCAGCGUCAACAAGAGCUACUCAGUCAGCCGAUGGUCGUGGCAACUCUGACGAUAACAAUAAUAAAAAUAGGCAGAAUGACUACAAAGGAAAAGGCUCUUUUGGAACAACCGAUGACUUGUAUGAGAGUGCGUGUCAACAACCUCGUCUGGACCCAAUGGGUGAUGUGAGUGAAAAUAUCAUAGUCGCACCACACUUCUAUGACGGCUAUACGAACAUCACCCGCGACUUUGUCCCGUUCACGCUUGACUUCAUGGGCUACAAACGGGGCAUUUACUCGUCUGUCUUGGGAGCACUCAAGUUUGGGUGGUCAGGAGUCGGCCAGGCAUGGAAGGAUCAGGUGAAAGGGAUUCAGUCCGAUAUCCGCUUAGCAAUGGGUCCUCAGCAUGGGAUCCUCAUGGGAGAAACAGGGUUGCCAAUUGACCUACAUAACAAAACUAGCUUCAAGUCAAGACAUGGUCACCCUAAACAGAGCUUCGCAAUGCGGUUGCUAUUGGAUGCCAUGGAUGCUAGUAUGCUUAGCUUCACGCUCUGGAACUACUGUGCAGAUAAUUCAAACCAGUGGGGGGAUCGAUGGAAUGGCGAAGAUUUUAGUGUCUGGUGCGAGCCCGAAAACGGAUUCAUUGAGCCUGAAUUCACACAUACAACAGCAGUAGCAGCAGUACCAAAUAUGGCCUCCCCUAUCCCUAUUGCUAGGCACGAUAGUGGCAUCCUCGCUACCACUAAUAACAAAACUCUAGAGCAGCAGUUGGUUCCAAUUUCAAAAGUCAAUAACCCCUCUUGGAGCCCCAAUGUCGCUCUGACAGAGAUUGCGGCUGAAAUGGGUUCAGGGCUUGAAUCUGUAGGUUGUCAUGAAGGCUUUAUAUGGUGGUGCUGCCUGCCGACGACGAACGUUUGGACCAAGCGUACAGCUCCAAAACGGAUGGUUGCCGUUUCUGUGGAACCCAAGUUUUCAGGCUUCUCUGCGGAAGAUGCUCAAGUUAUUGAAGCUAAUACAAGCAACAACAACGAGAAGCCCAAGCCCUUGGCGACGCUAACGACAUGGCAAGACCUGCUUCCACUCUCACUUCAAAUUGAGCGUAGUCGUAUUGAGUAUUAUGGUGGCCUCCGUGUGGGCGAGAGCUUUUUGCGUGCAUAUCCUCUAGCUAUUUGGGGCGAGCCGCUUCUGUACCGCUUUGAACCCGGUAUCCCUAUAUCGGAUAAAGGCGUCCACUGUAGUAUGAAGGCCCGGAAGCAAAAAACUAAGGAUGUCCAAAGUUGGGAAAACCACUUCUUGAUGCUCUUGACUCUUUCAUGUGAUCGUCGGCCGAAACGAAGGGGCGAUGGUCAAAGUAACUGCGAACAGUCUUGGAACUAUGGACAGCUGCAAGAACCUAGCCAUGAGCAAGAGAUUGCAAGCACAGGUGGUUCAGGCGAUAACCGAACUCAUAAAGCGACAACAUCACCCUCUACAGACGUGUUUUUGCCUCGGUUCCAUUUCGCACUUGAUUCGACGGUUAAUGAAGACCAUUUCGAGUCACUCAAUCAUAUUAAAGAGCUGCAAGAAGACCUUUGCCGCCGUCAACAGUCAAGAUACGUAUGCUCGAGUUCAAAUUCAGCUACAGCUCACUCAGUAUCGAGGUCAUCCAAAGAUAAGGGUCGUUGGCAUAGAUUAGAUAUCCGUGUUUCUGAUGGUCAUUUCAAGCUUGGACCAGCGCGUCAGAUCCUUCAAUACUGGACGUCGCCUCAGCCCCAAUUCAACUCGAAUGAUAAUCUAGCUUCAACAGCCGAGUUCUUUGAAGUGAUUGAGACACGAAUCCGAGGACUUUUCGCAUUAGGCUGGGAUGGCCUCGAGGGCAUCACCACAGUUGUAGAACAAGAAUGGAUUAAGAGGAUUUGGAAAGAGAUCCAAAGAGAUGACGCAGAAGCUGGGUAUUCGGGCUAUCCAUGUCUGUGGUCAUUUUCAAAGAGAAUGGGAAGAACAGUGGAGUUGGAGGAAGAAAAGAAAUUGAAAUACAAGGAACGGCAGCUUCGAUGGAGAGAUCGAAUAGGACUUCCAAGCGAGGGGGCAACUUACUGUGGUACUUGUGGGCAGUUGGAUGUGAUGCAUGUGCAUGGUGUGAGUGUUCGCUUGCAGAUGUGGUCCGGAUACCGAGGAUUGGUUGAACAUGUGGAAACAUAAAAAGGG